UCAUUGACUAUGAUGUGUUGACAUAUACUGUAUACCCCUUGUCAACAUCCAACAUCAUGGGCAGCUCUGAUUACCAUAUUCGCUUGGAUUGCACUCAUGUAGAGUUUGGUGUGUACCGUGACAGUGUCUAUUGCCCCGGUGAAGAUACCUUCCUUUUCAUAGAGGCGCUAGAAAAUGAUAUCGACUACAUUCUAUCGAAAAACAUGCUCUGUGUUAUGGAGAUUGGAUGUGGUAGUGGAUAUAUCUCUACAUAUUUUAUAAAGCUGCUACAACGUUGUGGUAAACUGUCACCGGAUGCUGGUUCUCAUCGAACUAUACCGUUCGUGAUAACAGUGGAUAUAAAUCCCGCAGCUACCAUGGCAACCGUGGAGACUCUAGAAAGGAAUAAAGUUGUGGAACGCGCUGAUACUAUGACGGCUGAUAUGUUCCUUCCCCUUUUGCCUCAGCGUUCCCAGGAAGUAUUAGACAUGGUGAUGUUUAACCCGCCAUAUGUACCCUCGGAGGAAAUAGGAAACCCCAAAUCUGCCAUUGAUAGAGCAUGGGAAGGUGGAUUUAUGGGAAGGGAAAUAAUCGAUCGCUUCCUGGCGGAUAUUGGACAAUACCUUUCCAAUAAUGGCAUAUUCUACCUCCUGCUUGAAAAACGCAAUGAUAUCCCGGAUGUAAUUCAAAGUAUUCGACAACGGGGUUUCCAUCCUGAGAUUAUAAUCUCAAGGCAAAUAUUGGGAGAGUAUCUAUCAGUUGUUCGUUGCUAUCGCAAGGAAGUCUGCGGUGUAGACUUGAAGUGAGGUGCCGCAGUUCACAAAAGCACCUGCCACACACCAAGCGUGAUAU
This is a messenger RNA of Babesia bovis T2Bo, 831 nucleotides long. RefSeq names its product methylase-like family protein. Gene Ontology annotation, cellular component: eRF1 methyltransferase complex. NCBI's taxonomy places the organism in Eukaryota, Apicomplexa, Aconoidasida, Piroplasmida, Babesiidae. The transcript has 6 exons. The coding region runs from base 57 to 785 and encodes 242 amino acids. The record is from RefSeq and is a predicted model, not a curated record. Gene Ontology annotation, molecular function: protein methyltransferase activity; S-adenosylmethionine-dependent methyltransferase activity.